UGUUCUCCUUAUCAUUGUCUCUUUAUCUCAUUCCAGAGAUGUUCUAUUGACGGCAGUCAGUUCACUCACACUGAGUCAUUGUUCCCUCUACUGAUAUCAAGUGAUCUUGAUAGAUCAGUCCUUCAUGAUCUCUGGUCGGCAGUUAAUCUAACCUCACCUGGUCAACUGACACAAACUGAAUUAUAUCAACUACUAGGACUGAUUGGACUAGCACAGAAUAGACAAAAUGUUAAAGUGACCUUACAUGAUUUAUUAAUGACACCAUCUCCUCCAGUACCGACAUUAAAAGCUAUUAAUAUCAUCAAUACUAGUAAUGAAGAUGAUUUUUGUGAAUUCAAAGCUUCACCAUUAGUCCCUCACAAGUUUGAUGGGGUGGGGUCAGUAGGCGUGACCUCAACUCCACCCACUACUCAACCAGCCAGUGAUCCAUUGGAUCCUUACUCCGCCCUAAGAGUACUAGCCCCUCCCACUAAUAACGACCCUGGCACUCAAGAACUACUCACGAUAAACAAAGAACCACAACAACAACAACAACAAAACCAACAACAAAUUGAUCAACAACGACAUCACGAUCAACAACAUCAGAUCCUCCAUCAACAGCAGCAGCAGCUGCCUGUGAUUAAUACUGAUGUACAACCCAGUACUGGUGAUGGUUGGGCUGACUUUACUUCAUUCCCUGAUACCAGUCAACCAUUGACCACUCCUUCUACUGACACUACUGCUUCCUCUAAUAUCAUUAAUAUGACGAGUCCUACUCCAGUAGCAGUGGUAGGAGGGGGUCCUGUUGCUGGUGGGGUUGCUCCAGCUGGUGCCAGUGAUGGGUUGAUCUGGUCUGAUGAUGAAUUCACUGAGUUCUCAACCUAUCAAUCGCAAGAUGUGUCAGUAGCUGAACCAGUUCUUUCAUCUCCCUCUCAUACUAUUGGAAGAGGAGGAGGAGGAGGAGGAGGAGGUGGUGGUGGGAUAGUGUCACCUUCUCCUACCAGUCCAAUGAGUAGCACAUCAACUGACAGUAAUAAGUCUAUUGGUUUGUCUGAGAUUUGGUGUCAGUGUCUUCAGAAGUGUCUUGACCUCUUAAAAGACUCUCAGUCUCUUUUAACAUCAUCCAGCAAUGAUGAGGAGACACUUAAUAUAAUCAUUAAUGAGAGAGAAGGACAAAUGAAGAUUAAAGGAUUGGCUGAGUUGUAUCGGUUUGCUAAGAGGCUCCACACAUCAUCAAGAGGACAGGGAAAGAGCUUAAUGUCACAUUCAAAAAGUGAGACAUUGACUGAGCUGAUGUUGAACAUUAAAAAGAAAUGGAAUGAAAUAUGCGAACUCUUUGAUCAAGAAAAAAUUGAUAAAAUUCUCAAUACAAGUUCUAAUUCAUUCUUUGCUGGAGCUACUCCCAAAGAAGGAGGUGGUGGAGAUAAAGAGAGAUGUAUCCUAUGUCUCCAACCCUCUCACAUAUUCAUAUCCCCAUUGGUUACUAUUGAUGGCUGUAGCGAGGACUACCAGCUGGCUACUGGGUUUGUGUCUGGUAGAUUGUUUCACGUCCAGUGUGCUAAUUUUUAUAAAAACUGUCUCUCUCUUGACUUCGAACAAAUACCAUAAUUAAAGUAGAAAUAAUAAUAAUUGUUCAAUAUUGAAUAUUUUGAUUUUUUUAUUGCUUUGUGAGCUAUUAUUAAUAAUUAUUGAGGGCGUGGUCAAUUAACUAAAGUGGGUGUGACUUAUAAUUAUUUCUGUUUUCAUUAUUGAUUUGUACACAAAUAUUAUUUGAAAUUAAAA
Molecule: messenger RNA, 1761 nt
Organism: Amphimedon queenslandica
Lineage: Eukaryota; Metazoa; Porifera; Demospongiae; Haplosclerida; Niphatidae
Exons: 7
Coding region: 256-1587 (443 amino acids)
Source: RefSeq, a predicted model, not a curated record